Molecule: messenger RNA, 1127 nt
Organism: Pseudogymnoascus verrucosus
Lineage: Eukaryota; Fungi; Ascomycota; Leotiomycetes; Thelebolales; Thelebolaceae
Exons: 2
Coding region: 1-1092 (363 amino acids)
Molecular function (GO): nucleotide binding
Source: RefSeq, a predicted model, not a curated record
AUGUCUCUCGAGAAGCAGGAUGUUUUCACUCUACGUUGGGGAAUCAUAGGGACCGGGCUUAUAGCAUCCUGGUUCGUCUCUGACCUCGUCCUCGAUCCUUCUACGCACCGUAAUGAGCCCAAUCUCAUUCACAAAGUCCAGGCUAUCGGUUCCUCUUCCUACCAAAAAGGCACAGCCUUUGCCCAAAAACACAUCCCCUCGACGUCCACGAGCAACGGUUGCUCUAUCUACGAUUCCUACGCCCAAGUCUAUACUGACCCCGCUGUCGACAUUGUUUACAUCGCCACCCCAACCGGCCUGCACUUCACCAACGCCCUCGACGCCAUCCUCGCCGGAAAACACGUUCUUUGCGAAAAACCUAUGACCAUCACCGCUUCCGAGUCAGAGCAGCUCAUAGCCGCGGCGCGCGCAAAAGGCGUCUUCCUCAUGGAGGCGCUCUGGACACGCUUUUUCCCUAUUGCGAAGGAGCUGCAGCGCGCCCUACACGAGAAAAAAUUGAUUGGUGAUAUAACUCGCGUCUUUGUUGAUUUUGGGCUUGAUAUGCCGCUAGAGAAGCAGAGAGCUGGGUCGAGGCUUGUGGAUUUGAGAUUGGGGGCAGGUUGUUUGCUUGAUAUUGGAAUUUAUGCGUUAACCUGGGCGAGAAUGGCAUUGUGUGGGGCGAAGGGGGAUGAAGGGGAGGAGCCGGCCGUCCGCUCUGCAAUGGUGUUGAAGGAAGGUGUGGACGAAGAGGCGACGGUGCUGUUGAUACAGCAGAAAACGGGCCGGCAGGCGGUGUGCUCGGCAUCAUACCGCUAUAAGAGCGGUAAGGUGUUUGGGAGGGUUGAGGGUAGCGAGGGCUGUAUUGAGAUUGUAGGUGGUGCGGCGUCGAAGCCAGAGAGUUUGGUUAUAAGGCGUAAGGAUGGUAUGGAGACAGUACAAGAUUUUUCAUUUGUAGGGUGGGGUUUCUUCUAUGAGGCUGAUGCGGUGGCGAUGGAUAUUCGCGACGGGAGGACGGAGAAUGAGACAAUGCCGUUAGAGGAAACUGUCAGGGUCAUGAGGAUCAUGGAUGAGGUGAGGAGACAGAAUGGGAUGAAGUACCUGCAUGAGGAGUAAUGUAGAUACUUUAUAAUUAUAUUUAUGAGCUGGAG